This is a messenger RNA of Camellia sinensis, 941 nucleotides long. RefSeq lists its product as uncharacterized. Lineage: Eukaryota; Viridiplantae; Streptophyta; Magnoliopsida; Ericales; Theaceae. The record is from RefSeq and is a predicted model, not a curated record.
GCACAUUGUUGCUUUCAAGAAUCAAACAACAAGCCUCCAAGUCUUCGUUACCGAGAUAAGCAACAAACAAACCUCUUUUCUUUUUCUAAGGACGACCAAAAUGGGUAGUUCUUCAGAAGAAGAAAAGCUAAUUCAGAUGGUCAGAGACUUCAUUGAAUCAGGAGGAGGAUCUCCCAAAUCCAAUUCCCAUCCUCAAUCAAAUUCAGAAGAACCCCCUCAAAUUCACCACAAACCCACAUUUUCCACUUUACAGGAUGUUCUUAUGAGGGUCACAAAUGCAGAGACUCAGAUCCUUGAAAAAAUCUUAAUCUACCUGAGAGACAUCGAAUUCAUAGAUGAAACCAAUAACAAUCUGAAGAAGUGGAUUGUCCUGAGGCUCAUUAGGGAUGGUUUUGAAGCCUCUCUCUGCAAAACUUCCUGGCCUGCUACCCUUGGUGGCUCUUCAGUGUUUGAAUUUAAAGGUGAUUAUGAAUAUAUAGAUGUUAUGAAGGACAGCAAUGGUGAAGCAGUGAGGUUGAUAGUGGACAUGGAUUUCAGGUCUCAGUUUGAGCUAGCAAGGCCUACUUCAACAUACUCAGAGCUUACAACUUCUUUGCCUUCCAUAUUUGUUGGGAGUGAAGAGAAGCUAAUGGAGAUAAUAUGUUUGGUUUGCUCAGCUGCUAAGCAAUCUCUGAGGGAGAGAGGUCUUCACAUCCCCCCAUGGAGGAAAGCCACUUACAUGCAGUCCAAGUGGCUCUCUCAUAACUGCAAGAAAAUCUCUUUCUAAAUUUCUCUCCCAAUAGCAGAUUAUGAGCUAAAAAUUUGAACCCAAACAAGUCAUAGUGUAUGUGGUUCCUCCAAAAUUAGCAAAUAGCACCAACAAUUUUCUCAAGACUAUCAGAGAUGGAAUUUAGGUUUGGUAGCAUUGUUCACGUACUGUCAAAUUUAGGGAUGUUUGUUAU